Colletotrichum acutatum is the source of this 1542-nucleotide messenger RNA. RefSeq names its product vacuolar protein sorting-associated protein 62. The coding region runs from base 92 to 1279 and encodes 395 amino acids. The record is from RefSeq and is a predicted model, not a curated record. NCBI's taxonomy places the organism in Eukaryota, Fungi, Ascomycota, Sordariomycetes, Glomerellales, Glomerellaceae. The transcript has 3 exons.
GCUGGGGUUGGUGUUUACGACAGCCGAGCUUACUAGAGGUCUGAUAUGACAUGUAGCACCUCUCAUAUGGCUUCACUCUGGGGACUCAUACAUGCCCAGCGACCUCUUGACGCACAUCCGGCACACUUCCCCGGCACUAGAGGGGAAACCCAUCCCAGGUAUCCCAAAUCUCGACCUGGACAACUUGGAAACACUCAACAAGUUUGGAGACGAAGUAGCUCUCACGUCAAACGAUGAUCCAUUAAGUUACCCGGAAUGGAUCCAUGGUGCGACUCCCGACGCUGAUGGCAGAAUCAACAACGCCACACCAUGCGUAGUGGUUCUCGUCGAGAAGGGAGAGCGGGACCUGGAUGCGUUUUACUUCUACUUCUACUCGUUUAACGAGGGCAUGAACAUCAGUCAAGUUCUGGAACCAUUCAAUCGUAUGGUCAAGGGCGAGAAGGCCCAGUCAGGGAUGCACUUUGGUGAUCAUGUCGGAGAUUGGGAGCACAAUAUGAUUCGGUUCCGAGAUGGGAAGCCGACUGGAAUCUACUACAGUCAGCAUGUUGAUGGCGCCUCUUUCGACUGGGAUGAUUCAGCCCUCACAAAGACCGAUGGAAGGCCUAUCGUCUACAGCGCACGCGGAUCUCAUGCCAACUAUCCAACCAGGGGCAAUCAAAUACAUAACUCCGUCUUGGUCGACUACUGUGACGAAGGAAGAAGAUGGGACCCCAUUCUCUCAGCAUACUUCUACCAUUUCGAUAAAGAGUCCUUCACUGUCACUAGAUUAGACCCACCAGCCAAGUCAUCCCCAAUCCCACCACCAUCCUCGAAUUUGACAUCUUUCUUCUACUACUCCGGUCGAUGGGGAGACAUAGCAUACCCAGCUUCUGAUCCCCGCCAGGAAAUCGUCCCAAGGUUCGGACUCAAGAGAAUCGAGUCUGGCCCGACUGGCCCACGACACAAGCAUCUUGUCCGAAAAGGCUUGAAGCCAGACCAGAGGCGAAAGAUGGGAUGGAUGGAGUGGGGCGUCGGAAUUUACAUGUCCUUAUACCCGUGUUGUUUGAGAGGAUGGAGGAGGUGGGUUUUCAUGGGACUAAUCAUUGCAGUAUUUUCGGGAGCUGUCAUUGGGGCUGUCAUGGCUGUGAAGAGGUAUAGAAACAGGAAGUAUACGAGGUUACGGGCGGAGGAUAUACCAUUAGAUGACUGGGCUCUGGAAGACGAGGCACUGUUGUCUUCGUCUGACGAGGAAGAUGUGGAUAAACCGCGAAAGCUUGCUAAGCAACAUCAAGACAUAUAGGCCGGUCCGACAUUUACCGAGAAGAAUUUGAAACAUUAAGGGAAACUCUCACUUCAAUUCAGGAUGAAUGGCAUUGUAGCUCUUGUGAAGAAUAUCAUAUUGGGUCGUAGAAACUGGGUAUGCUAGCUGCCGCUGUUGCCCGCCGCCCGCGUAUCCAAUGGGCUACAGCCCUACACAAUUGGAAGUGUGACUGCUGUUGGUUCCAACUAGGCAAGAUAUUUGUAUCCGCACCAUAAGAUAUUAAGUUCGAACUGUCUGGUCCU